Symsagittifera roscoffensis is the source of this 1500-nucleotide messenger RNA. RefSeq names its product 5'-AMP-activated protein kinase subunit beta-2-like. The transcript is spliced from 4 exons. The record is from RefSeq and is a predicted model, not a curated record. Gene Ontology annotation, biological process: signal transduction. Gene Ontology annotation, cellular component: cytoplasm; nucleotide-activated protein kinase complex; nucleus. Bases 270 to 1130 code for a protein of 286 amino acids. Lineage: Eukaryota; Metazoa; Xenacoelomorpha; Acoela; Convolutidae. Gene Ontology annotation, molecular function: protein kinase binding.
GCAUAAACUAUUUCUUCAUUGGUAACAUUGACAAUUUUUAUACUUAGUUUUUCAUAAGCUUAUAAAAUUUGAUAUUUUUCUGCUUUUGGAGCCAUUCUGCUCUUAGACCAUUCUGCUUAUUGACUGGCCACCUGUAUCGUCACUUAGAUUACUUUAUUGAAAAAAUCCUGGCAAUGCACAUAGUUGCGAAAACGUGUGAAUCUUUUGUUAAAUAAAAAAUUCCUUCAAAUUAACAAUUGUGUUGCCUACCUUACUAGACAAGGAGUGAGAUGCAUCUUUUUUCUUCUGAUUUUUUUUCUAUUUUUAAAGAUUUGUAUGUGAAGCUAGGUUUAUCUGUUUCUGUUAAAUCUGCAUUGAAUUUUCUCAAGAUGGGAAAUAGCUCGUCCAAACGCGAUCGACUGGAGGCUUUGGCAGGUCCAUUUGAGCCUGCCAAUCAGUUGGCAUUUGAAAUGCAAUUGAGGUCAUAUUUGGAUGAGUCAGGGGCAGAAUCGCCAUCCCGAAGUGUUGCAGUUAAUCAAGGGGACGAUUUGUGUCCCGAGUUUUCGAGUGAUGCUCUCCCGAUUGUGUUUCGAUGGACACAGGGUGGAAGAAGCGUGGACAUCGUGGGUAGUUUCAACAACUGGUCAAAAAAGAUUCCCUUGAACAAGAGCACAGAUGAUUUUGUCGGCAUAAUAGAUUUGCCCGAGGGUCACCACGAGUUCAAGUAUUAUGUGGAUGGGGAGUGGAGAAAUGACCCGAAUGCACCGACAGUGCCCAAUGAUCAGGGCACUCUGAAUAAUGUGGUAGAUGUAAAGAAGUCAGACUUCGACGUGUUCCAAGCUCUUGAGUUAGACAGUAAAGACCAGCUCAGUUCCAGUCCGCCGGGCGAGUACGGUCAGGUGAUCCCUUCGAAACACGCGUUCGACCUCGGAAUCCCCAACGCACCUCCCUCCCUCCCACCUCAACUGCUGCAGGUCAUUUUGAACAAAGACAUAUCAGUGCAGUGUGAACCCUCCUUACUACCUGAGCCCAAUCAUGUCAUGUUGAACCACCUGUACGCUCUCUCAAUCAAGGACGGAGUGAUGGUUUUGUCAGCUACCCACAGAUUCCAACAGAAAUAUGUCACAACACUGCUGUACAAACCCAUCUGAAAUGGAACUGAAACUGAAAAAAAACCACAAUUGUAUACUUGAAACUUAGAAUGUAGUUCACGACAUAAACUAAUAAUCGUUCAAAGGCAAUUGAAUUUUGCAAUGUGAGUGUUUCCAUUUUCUGUACUGUUUUGUGCAGCACUCCUUAAGUUAUUUUUAUUGAUUUCGGAGCCAAAAACUGGGGUUUUUGCAUGCAAAAAACUUAUGAAAUUUAGAGAGUUAAGUUGCGUAACGUUGGGACAGACGAAGUUAAUUAAAAACUGCUUGUUUCGUUUUUGAUAGAUAAUUGCAUACAGUUUCAAUGUUUCAGACAAUUUUGAGACACAAAUUCCAUAUGAAAAAUUGACUUUGGUGCUAUACAUCAAUUAGA